AUGAAUGUAGAAGAAAAGAAGGCAAUGGAUAGCUGCACACAUCAGCUGAUUGCUGCGCACAUUUCUACCUCAGAUGUUACUUACCUUUGUCUUAAACGGAUUGGAAGCAUUCUUCGUAGUGUAAACCAUACCUUCCAACCAAAUACACUCGCAGUACAUGAAAUGAGCAAAGAAUUAUCCUGCAGUGUGGAAACACUUAUUUCACCGAAGAAAUUUCCGCCUGACAGUUAUCCACGACAAACGUCUUCGUUGCGUCAGUACAUCCCAUAA
This is a messenger RNA of Trichobilharzia regenti, 270 nucleotides long. Lineage: Eukaryota; Metazoa; Platyhelminthes; Trematoda; Strigeidida; Schistosomatidae. The record is from the annotation of a GenBank genome assembly.